CGUCACAUCAGUGGGAAUCCUGAAGAACCCAGGUAUGGCUGGAUGCUGCUACUCAGAUCUUCUUCUCUCUGUCAGUGGCCUGGUGACUCAUCUCAUUCUCCAGUUACAACAGCCAGAAGAAUAACUGUGAAAGGGAUGCUGUUUUAGUGGGGGUUAUAAACAGUGCUACAUCUAUCUAUGCCUCCAUCCCCAUCUUUGCAUCCUGGGAUUCAAGGCCCACACCAACUAUGUCACCUGUCGAAUGGGUAGGUGUGAUAAAAUGGACGUUUAUUUGGCAACAUUUGCUAAUCAUGAAACUAGUUUGCAGUCAAGUUGUUAAACCUUUAUAUUCUACCUUGUGUGUUUGAUAUCCUCUGAAAAAACAGAUGCAAACUCAACCAAAACAAAUGACCAAUAUGUUUCUCUUGAACUUACAGUAACAAUCUUAGCUCUGACCAAUGAGUUUGAUAUUAGCGACAUGAACAUAACGGUUGAAAACUACGAGCAGUGGUUUGACUCUUUAAAUGGGACACAUCCAUCUAGAGUAUCCGAUCUCAACCUGAAGACAUGCGACCUGCAAACCUUCUUGGAUCAGAGUGCGUCUGGUACUGGGUUAGCGUUCAUCGUUCACAGAAGCGGUGAUAUCGAUGCCUGGCUCUCAGGUGUGGGCUUGCUCUUCUUUAUCAUGCUGUUCAGUCUGGGUCUGUCCUCCAUGUUUGGUAAUCUGGAGGGCGUCCUCACGCCCCUUCAUGACCUCAAACUGGUGCCCAAGUGGAUGCCCAAUGAGCUCUUCACAGCAUUGAUCUGCCUGGUAUCGUUCCUGGUGGCUCUGAUAUUCACUAUGGGAUCAGGGAACUACUGGUUGGAGGUCUUUAACAGUUACGUGGGCUCUGUACCUCUCCUCAUCAUCGCCUUCUUUGAAAUCAUCGCUGUGGCAUACGUCUACGGAAUAGGACGGUUCAGUGAUGACUUGGAGUUCAUGACAGGACAUAGACCCAACAUCUUUUGGAAAGCCUGCUGGUUGGUCAUCAGCCCUCUGAUGCUGUUCGUGGUGUUGGUGGCGUACGUUGCCGUCCAGGCCCAGACACAUCCCACCUACCCAGCAUGGAAUCCUGACUAUGUGAACUUCCCCGAAACAGAGGUUCUGCCGUAUCCAGACUGGGUGUUUGCCAUCUGUGUCCUGCUGUCUUCAGUACCAGUUAUCUCCAUCCCCCUGGUGGCCAUCUACAGACUCAUCUGCUGCAUGUCAGGAAGACACUCUAAAGACAGUCUCCACAACGAUYCGAAUMYUUAUGYCAACGAAGGCUACGUUGUAGAGAGUUAGACCCUAAAGACACUCUAUUUCGAUCUAUCCUCAUCUGAGCAACACUGUAAAACAACGCUGAGGUGAAAUAAUUGCCUCACAGUCCUUAUACUCAUGAAUCAAAAGGGUGUUUAUUUGUUUUUAUUUCGUAAUAAUGAAGGACGGACGAUCGGUURCACUCGAAUUAGACAGUGAUUUUUUUUUUGUCUCCAGGAGUAGUUUUUUUGUUGUCUUUUGGGUGACACAAAGAGGAUUGAAGAGCUGAGAAUCGGUGAAUGUUUGGGUUUACCAAUUUUGACCAACUAAAAAUGGAUUUGUUGGUCAAAGUAAUGAUUUUUUUGUAUUUGUUUUCUCACACAGAACAUGAAGAUUAGAGCUAAUGUAAACAGCAUAGAUCUUUCAGUGUGAAGAUAGUGUUUAUGUCAUUAUGUUUUCUACUGGAAAAAUGAAAUUACAUCUGUGAUAUCAAAUGUACUUCCUUAUUUCUUUCAUAGAACCUACCACUCCUAAACCAUAAACAUUAGAGAUAAUACAGCAAUUAGAUGGAGAAUUAACCUAGGCGUUGAAACCACAGUAUGACAGCAUGAAAAUAUACUUUUAGUUUUACUAAAGCACAAAACAUAAAUAACUUUUUAUUACA
This is a messenger RNA of Salvelinus sp. IW2-2015, 1922 nucleotides long. Lineage: Eukaryota; Metazoa; Chordata; Actinopteri; Salmoniformes; Salmonidae. The record is from RefSeq and is a predicted model, not a curated record.